AUGAACAAACCUGACGUCGAGGAGUGCAAAUUAAAUCAUGUUUCUUCAAACAAAAAAAUAGGGGACCUAAAUAAUGGUGUAUUUUUAGAGAAGGAAAAAGAAUCAAAUAACAAGAAACUAUCAAUUAACGAUUUGGAAUUAGAAAUUGACGAUGAUAUUAUUUCCCAUUUGUCUUCGCGUAUAUGUAACAAAAAUGUUACUCAUAAAAUAAUCAAAAUAAACAAUUUAAUAGAUGAUCAUAUGUAUGAAUACAUCACAAAUUGUCAAGACUCUGAUAUAAGCGAAUCCAAUGAUACCAAUCAUAUGCACGAAGAUUCAGAGAAAAAGCAUUUUAACUUGCAUAAUGGCUAUAGGGAUGCGCAAAUUGGGAGUGAAUCCUUAAGCACCAAAUUUGCAUAUGAUAAUCUUGAAUGGAAAAAUAAUACCCCUGAACAAAUACCCUCACAUGAUUUAAACAAAGAAAUACAUUCUAAAAGUAAAACGAAAGGUAAAAAUAAUUCCCCAAAUGAGCUCACUUCCGACGAGCACACAAAUUUUGAGAAAAUAAAAAUGAUGAACUUGAUAGGGGGAAAUAGAAUUGUAUAUAACAGCAAAAACGAACAGAACAAUGUUCUAUAUUUAUGUUACGAUGAAAUAAAUGAGCAAUGUGAUGUAUGUGACAGAUAUAAGAAAAACUACAUGUCCAAUAUGUAUCCAUCAAGUUGUGUUCAUCUGAAAAAUAUAAAUGGGGUUAGCGAAGUUAGUGCACCUAACUUAGUAGGUAUCCCAAAUGGAGUGUACAAUAUCAGCUCUACGACCAACAGUCUUAAUGAUUACUUCUUCGUACUUGGUUCAACCUCUAACUCCAGAAAAUAUAUCCUUAAACAAAGCAACUUAGAUUUCCUAUCAGUACGUAUACACAUUGAUGAGAAAAAAAUAGGAUGCAGAAAAAGACACAACCCACUUACAUUAACAUCGAAUAUUUCUGUGGGAAAAGGAUUGAGGCUAUUGAAUAUGAUUAAAAAAAAUAAUUCGUUACAAAAACAAAUUUCAGAUUUGAGUAAAGAUAAAAAAGUUGUUCUACUAGUUGGAGAUGAAGUCAUAUACUGUAAUAAAGAAAUAUACGAGAAACCAAAAAAUGAAAAAGAAGCAUAUAAUUUCCUCAAAUCGUACAGUAACAACAAAUGCUAUAGUUAUAGUAGCAUUACCCUAAUCGAAUUAAAAACAGAGAAAGUUAUAACCGGUAUUGAUGAAUCCAUUAUUAAUAUUUACGAUAUGGAUGAUUCGGUUGUAAAGAAAAUACUUGAUGACUCAUCCAUUUACUUUUGUGCAGGGGCAUUAAAAAUUGAAAAUAUCCAUAUGCACAAGUAUAUAAAAGUCAUCAAAGGAAACAUUGACAGCAUUUUUGGAUUGUCACUAAACCUUUUAUUUCAUCUUGUCAAUUUCCUAUAA
Plasmodium gonderi is the source of this 1431-nucleotide messenger RNA. Its product is annotated as Maf-like protein. The coding region runs from base 1 to 1431 and encodes 476 amino acids. Gene Ontology annotation, molecular function: nucleoside triphosphate diphosphatase activity. The record is from RefSeq and is a predicted model, not a curated record. The transcript has a single exon. Lineage: Eukaryota; Apicomplexa; Aconoidasida; Haemosporida; Plasmodiidae.